CUCUAUAUUUACUCUCUUAGAGGUUUCAAAAUUGUUAUCAGCAACACAAAAAAUACCCUUACUUUUAUUGGAAAAAUGCAUCUGAAUUUGUGGUUGUACCAUAUAUUUUGGAGCUACUUCACUAUUUCUGUCAAUAUAACGGCUCAACGCCUUUUCUGAUGAUGGGCAUUUAAUUUCUAUGCUGUACACAGUACUUUCCCCAUCUGGAGAAGCCCACAUUAUAUGAUCAGUCGCAUUUAAUUUUAAACCACACUUAUUUAUUUUUAUUUGUUUAAUUUUCUCUACUUCUUUUAAUACCUGACUUUCUAAAAAUCGCCCCCUUUUCAUAGCUUUUGUGUCCUUUAGUUUGGUUGCUACCAAUAUGUUCUCCGUUAAGGAACCAUUCAGAACUUUACAAUGCCUUGUAUGCCUUAGAAGCUGUGAUUUUUCGAUAUCUUAAUUCAUGCCAUAAUGGACAGUAAUUUUGAUCUUUAGUUGUCAAUUCGGCUUGUUCGCAUACAUCUGUACUCAUCACCAGUUUACAAUAUUCAACAAACUCAAAAGGGCAAGGCUGCAAGUCUUCCUUGCAAGAAUUAAAUGGUGGAUUGACAGUUUCUCUACAUUGUUUGGAGAUUGAUAAAAUUUCAUCAGAUGAUUGCUUGUAUCACCAACAGACAUACAAUUAUUUUUACCACUGACAGAAAUUUGGUGCGGGAUUCAGUUUAGGUGCUUUGCAAAUAUCUUUUGCUUUAAUAAACUUCAAGCUAGUACCCAAUUGAAGAAAGCCUGGAUUUUUUCCAAUAGCACUCAAUGCUUGUACUUGGCGGAUGCUGGCACCCAGUCCAGCGGUCACGGAAAGCUCUUGCUGCGUCGGUUCUCCUCUGGAUUCUCCACUACGGCUGCGUGUUAAUACAAUCUUGCUGGUACUUUAUUCGGCUACGAAGGACCAGAAUGUACGGAUCGGAGGGAUCAGGCUGUGGAUCGUUCCUUGACGCACCCGUAACGUGGUAACCCCUUGAGCAGUGGACUGUAUGUGUGUUGAAAUGAAUAACUCUUGCACUGAUUUUAAACAAUACUUCAAUAUACUGACUUUAUGUAGGUACAAUAAUGUUAACACGUAGUGGACUGAUUUAAGCGACUAAUAAAUCAACUUAACACUGACGAUACGUUACAUAGGGUGGUAGAACCAAUUUUAUAUCGGCCAUGUCAACAUUUUUCUUUUCUUUCUUCUUUAGCCACAUCCAUAUAAUUUCGCACACGAUGAACUGUACACUUUAAGUGGAACCAUUUGGGACAUAUGUCGCAUCCAAUAUUUUUAUCUGCAUCUUCUUCGACGUCGCUUAUUAGUUCUUCUUCACAGCCAGCACAUUGAAUUUUCUCCUUUUCCAUAUCUCUUUUGUCUUGAUAAUACAAAUCAGUCGGUUUCGUUUUGCGACUGCUGUCCUUGAAUAGGCUCUUCUAUAUUACUUUUGUUUUCUUAUAAGACAUUCCGAUGAUUUAUUAUGAUUUUGAAUUUCUACUACAGCUUCAAUAUUUUGGAACGACUUGCCGCUUUUACAAAGGUUCCCAUAGUUGAUUAGGUCGGAUACUGUUACAUCACUAAUUUAGUAUCAUUCGUUCAUGUCAUUACCCCGUCACUAUGGUCUGAGGUCAACGACCACUGUCGUUCUAGUGUGUGUCGAGUGCAGUCGCACCUACUAAUAUAGUAAAUAAUUAACAUUGUAAAAUAAUGUAAAAUACAAGUCAUCUCACAUCAAGUCGUUUAAUUUAAUAAACACAAUAACAAUACAUGGUGUCAGAAGUGAAAGUAACAACGAAAUAAAGAAGAUUCGUUUGUUAACGGAAAAUUUUAAAAACAAAAUGUCUACCGAAGACGUCGGCGACACGAGGUGCCGUGUGGCCGGUCUGGAGUGUCUUAAGUUGUCGUCGGAGGCAACCGCGAACAACGCGGAGGCGUGGAGGAAAUGGUGGCAGCGACUGGAGCUGUAUCUGCUGGCAUCAGGUCUAGACAGGUCGGAGGAGAAGCGGAAGGUGGCCAUUCUGCUCCACAGUAUUGGCCCUAAAGGUCUAGAAAUCUUCAAUACAUUUAACAUCAGCCUGGAUCAAGCCAAAAUAGAGGACGUCAAGGCCAAAUUCGACCUGUACUUUGAGCCACGGAAAAAUCUUACCAUGUGCAGGUACAUAUUUUUCACGAGGAGGCAAGCUCAAUCUGAGAGCAUCGACGAUUUUAUCACCGAUCUGGAGAUAAAGAGCCAGGAUUGCGAGUUCGGAACCCUGCGCGAGUCCAUGAUCCGGGAUAUUUUCAUCGCCAACCUGCACAUGGAUUUGUCACACAUCCGGCAAAGGCUGUUGCAAGAGCCCAACCUCACCUAUGAGAGGAUGCGAGAGUUGGCGAAAACCCUAAUUGUCGCACAGCAGGAUGCAGACAAGAUGACAAACAAGUCCAUCGUCGAAGACGGCGAGAAGGUGAUGCAACUGCGUCAAAGGAGCGGCGGUCGACGAGUCUGUCGACAGCGUGCUUCAAGUCAAACGCCACAUCGGGCCACGUGGAAGUCUCCCAGUCCGAUGAGGCAGUCAGCAUCAACGUGUGGUCGCUGUGGGCAGUCUCAUCGAACGAAGUGCCCAGCGAUCGGAGUACAAUGCAGGUCAUGUAACUCAUUUGGUCAUUAUGCUAAGUUUUGCUAUAAGAAUAAACAAGUCAGACAGUUGCAUUCAUCAACUUCCACAAAGUCGAUACAAAAUGAUAAUAACUUUGUAGGAAUUUUAAACAGUCAGUCGAGUCAAAAUCAUCUUAGUCAUUUACAUAAACAGUCACACAGUCAGCCACAAACACAGUCAUACAGUCAGCCACAAAAACAGUCAAAAAGUCAGUCAUAUAGUCAAACACCAGUCAAAUCGCACUCACACACAAGUCAAACAAGUCAAAUUUGUCUAAACAAAAAUAGUCCAAGUCUAGGUAAUCUCCAUGAUGACAAUGCUUAUUGCACUGAGAGAUUACACCGUCAUAAUAAAAACAGUCUUACAAGUCAAAGUUAUAAUAAAAAUAGUCCUAUAAGUCAAAUAAGUCGAAAUAAAAAUAGUCAAAGUGAGCAUUAUUAUCAUUGCUACACUAAUAAAAGUCAGUCCGUCAGUCGCAAGACAAUAAAUAACAAUAAAAACAGUCAUAGUCUAGGUCAAGGACAUGUUAAUUAUAAUAAGUCUUAUAAGAAUAGUCAGUCCGUCAAUAAGUCACAUAAUACACACUUCCAAAACAUUCAUCACCACAAGUACACUAAGAAGUCACAUCAUUGUCAGUCAAAUGUAAGUAAUACAGCAUCAGAAACAAAUAAUCACAACAUGCAUUCAAAUAUACCAAACGUAGCAUCUCAUCUAAAUAAUUUAAAUCAACAAAUUAGUCAUGUCAAGGGUAAUUCAGUUUCAGAAAAUCAUUAUUCAGGUAGUUCAUGGAAAAUAAACUUACAUGUGGGUAACCGAAAAAUAAAUUGUGUCAUAGACUCAGGCGCAGAUGUAAACGUCAUAUCUGUCAAAAACUUCAAAUUUCUUAAUCUGUCAAAGUCACAAAUUGAUAAAUGUCAUGUAAAUGUCACAGGAUUUGGUGGCAAUAACAUUCCAAUUCUAGGCAAAGUAAAUUUAAAAUGCAAUUUAAACAUAGAAAAUAGAAAUAUUUGUGAAAAUAUAGUGUUCAUUGUAGCAAAUAUACUCUGUCCAACUGUCUUAGGUCUUCCCACUUGUGAAAAAUUAGGGUCUUGGAUGUCUACCCCCAGUCUGUCAUCUGAAACUCAAGCCUGGUGCAGUUCCGUGUAUCGAUCCGCCAAGGAAAGUUCCGUUUGCGUUGCAAGGAAAACUGCGCGAGGAAUUGGAUCGCAUGGAGCAAAUGCAAGUCAUACAAAAAGUCACAAAACCAACUGAAUGGGUAAAUUCUGUGGUAGUCACUGUCAAAAGUUCAGGUCAAUUAAGAAUAUGCUUAGAUCCUAGAAACUUAAAUAAUUGUAUAAUGAGAGAACAUUAUCCGUUAAAGUCUAUUGAUGAGAUAAGGUCACAGUUAAAAGG
Spodoptera frugiperda (fall armyworm) is the source of this 4029-nucleotide messenger RNA. RefSeq lists its product as uncharacterized. The transcript is spliced from 2 exons. Bases 1840 to 3888 code for a protein of 682 amino acids. NCBI's taxonomy places the organism in Eukaryota, Metazoa, Arthropoda, Insecta, Lepidoptera, Noctuidae. Gene Ontology annotation, molecular function: aspartic-type endopeptidase activity. Gene Ontology annotation, biological process: proteolysis. The record is from RefSeq and is a predicted model, not a curated record.